This is a messenger RNA of Ciona intestinalis (vase tunicate), 1834 nucleotides long. Its product is annotated as leukotriene-B4 omega-hydroxylase 3-like. The record is from RefSeq and is a predicted model, not a curated record. Gene Ontology annotation, molecular function: heme binding; monooxygenase activity; iron ion binding. Lineage: Eukaryota; Metazoa; Chordata; Ascidiacea; Phlebobranchia; Cionidae.
UUUGUGUAAACUUGCCGAAGGUUAUAAUACGUGUUUUUGGUGCGCGCAGCGUCAUUUUACCGAAGCGCACGGGUCGUUAGGUUUCAGUGCACAACCUUUGCUUGUGCUGCAUGCGUGCCUGGGAGGCAAGAAAAUGACCCUCUUCGAAGCGGCUUCAGAGGUAGUUUUUCUGAAUCGUGGGUUUGUACUUUCAAGUUUAAUCAGCGAAGUGGUCUUGUUGAUUGCGAUAGUAGCAGUUACAAAGGUCUACCUAGUGCCAGCGAUACGUUAUUAUAAGCGUGGUUUGUUGUACACCAAGCAAGGCUGUUCUCCUCCAAGGCACUGGCUAUGGGGACAUCUUACAGUAUUCCCACUAAGCCACGAUGGGAUGUUAAAACGAUUGAGAACAACAGCUCAAUAUGCCGGAAUGUUCGUAUCCUGGGCUGGACCUUUUACAUACUGGAUUGAAACUCAACACCCGACGACUUGCGCCGUUCUAGCAAACAGUUCAGCACCCAAAGCUGAAUUCCUAUACGGAUGUCUUCGUCCAUGGAUUGGAGAUGGUCUGUUGACAAGCAAAGGCAGCAAAUGGAAGAGAAACAGAAGGCUUCUAACGCCUGCCUUUCAUUUCGAGAUACUUAAACCAUACCUCAACAUUUUCAACAAAUCCUCUUAUGCAAUGUUGGAAAAAUGGAAACGACAUUCUGGCCAGUCGUAUGACGUAUAUGGUGACGUCAGUAACCUUACACUGGAUACCAUGAUGCAGUGUGCCAUGUCGACGGACACUGACAGUGGAGGUGAAGACGGAGGAUACGGCUACAUUAAUGCUGUCCACGAGUUGACGUUGCUAGUUAUGGAGAGAGUUUACAAUCCACUACACAUGAUUGACUGGAUCUACCAUUUUUCAUCUAACGGAAGACGCUUUCGAAAACUAGUCGACUUCGUUCACGAAACAUCCGAAACGAUUAUUAAAGAAAGGAAGAAAGAGCUUGAAACACUCGUCCAAGAAGACAAUGAUAAUGCCUCAACUGCCACCAACAACGAAAUAUCCAGCUUCAAAAAAAGAGGAACAAAACAUUUGGAUUUUCUUGAUAUCCUUUUACAAACAAAAGAUGAAAACGGCAAUGGACUGACUCUUAAAGAAAUCCGUGACGAGGUAGAUACGUUUCUUUUCGAAGGUCAUGAUACGACAGCAAGCGGUAUAGCCUGGUGCUUGUACAAUCUAGCGAAGCAUCCUGAGUAUCAACAAAGAUGCAGAGAAGAAGUUCUUGAAGAGGUCGGUGAAAAAGAAAAAAUAGAAUGGGAGGACCUUUCGAAACUGACUUACUUAGCCAUGUGUAUAAAAGAAAGUCUUCGACUUAAUCCACCAGUAUUCUGUGUUGGCCGCGAACUAAACGAAGAUCUUACGUUUAAUGACAAGUACACGCCGUGUAAGAAAAUGAAGGUUGAGUCUGGAAACACUGUACUCAUGCAGAUAAUGUCCAUGCACAGAAAUCCACACGUUUGGGAGAAUCCUGAAGUCUAUGACCCCGAAAGAUUUUCUGCAGAAAACAUGAAAAAUCGCCAUUCAAUGUCAUUCUUAGCGUUUUCUGCUGGUCCGAGAAAUUGCAUUGGUCGAAAUUUCGCCAUGAACGAGCUACGAGUUGUGAUUGGCCAAACAUUGCGACAAUACAAAUUAUGGUGUGAUGAUGAUACUCCUCAGCCUAAGAUGCAACCAAAUAUUAUCCUGAGAUCUGCGAAUGGAAUUCACAUAAAAUUUAAACCAGUGUAAACUAUAGACGUUAUAAAGAUUUGGCAAUGGUGUUAAGAAAUCGAAUUUGAUCAUUUAAACCAAAAUAAAGCAUGUGGCACUGAA